UUUGUUCCCCGAGCAAGCCAAAGGGCUCUGUUAAGACGCUGUGGGUAAAUGCCAGCCGACUAGCUGCCUGGGUUGCCCCAUUAAUGAUGCCACUCCUUCAGGCCAGCGCAUGCGGUAUUGGGGAGCAACUUUAUAAUCAAGUCAGCUGAAUACUUUGUAUGGUACAGCGGCAAAUUAUAGGAGUGGCAACCAACACAUACGUGCGCUCGCAGCGGCGUUGGAUUCUGCGACAAGGAUGGGAAUCGCCUGCCCGAAAGCGCCAAGCAUAUCACUAACGAACAGACCAAAACCAGGCUUGCCACUUUGGACCAGGCCAGCCGUAGAUACCAAGCGACUCUCGCCCCUGCGCGCCAUCCCAUGCAAUACUCCUGCUGCUGCUGCUGCUGCUGAGUCGCUGCCUGCCGCCUUAGUGGGGCUUGCCGUACUUGGUUCUGCUGUACUGCCGUACGGCGUUCAAGCCCUCGUACAAUACCUGCGACCACGCAAAUGCAAGCGCUGCUACGGCGCCGGCUACCUGCCCUGCUCCGUCUGCCACGGUCGCGGCAAGGUGGG
Astrephomene gubernaculifera is the source of this 552-nucleotide messenger RNA. Lineage: Eukaryota; Viridiplantae; Chlorophyta; Chlorophyceae; Chlamydomonadales; Astrephomenaceae. The record is from the annotation of a GenBank genome assembly.